GUGACAAAUAAAUGCAUUGAAAAAAUUCAUCUCCUAAACAGGCAUUAAGAAGUGAAGAGAACGAGAAAAGUUGUUUUUAAAUCGGGGUUAGGUGGAUCAUGCACCCAGCAGCCGCACGAGCUAAUCGAUCGUCCGUACAAUCUUCGAUUCCGCCUACGUCAACCCCGUCAUCCCUCCUCCAUCCACAACAGCAACAACAAAUUCUUUACGGCCCUAUCGCCAAUCCGACGUUAACUCUCCAACCAUGUGGGAGUGGUUUGCAUCCUUCGUGUGUUUAUCAAGGAGCUCAACGUAAUGCUGCACUGACUACUCCGGCUCCUUUGCACAUACAAGGCAAAAGCAGCAGAUGGCCAGUAAAGAGUAAACUCGUACGAAAUCAACAAUAUUGCCAACAACAGCAACAGCAACAACAGCAGCAGCAACACAUUCAACAGCAAUUGUCUUACAACCCAAAGCCUUUGGUUCUGUAUGAUCAAAUGACAAAUAAUGUUCCACCGACCGCGCCGACCGCUUCGUUUUUAAUCGCUUCUUCAACGUACACGCACGGCUCCUUUUCCGGUGAUCAGUAUAACAAUUCUGGAAUCACACUGAUACCGCAGCCCUACUUUAAGCCCCUGGACGUGCAGACCUACUGUUUGAUUCAAGAUCGGCAAAAUAUUCAACAACAGCAACAGGAACAACCGUCACACGGUUCCUACUACAAUAUCUCAGCCACGAACACCUGUAACUUGCAAGCAGUUAAUGGCAAUUCGGCGUUCCAAUUUCCCAAUCUCAGUCCAUAUGCUACAGCCAAUUUUACGAACAAUCAAAUCACGAGUCCUGUUCAAACAGUGUACUCCAAUCAGAUGUUCCCUAAUCCCCCGGCGAGUUUAGUUUUCGGUAAUCUGCAAAGAGAUAAGCCAGUUACUUCUUCUGGCACACUCGACAUCGCGGACCUUCAAGUCGCUAAAAGCAAAACACCUGCUGUCAAUAAUACACAGAUCGUGCCAAUUACUACGGAAAGUUACAACGAAUGGCCGUCUCAAACAAUCACCUCUUCUUUCGACAACUUGUUCGAGGUGAGGCCGAGUACGGACGAUGACACGAAUCAAGAGGCGGUUACAAAUACGUUGGAAAAGGUUACACAGGACGUGCCUGCGAAAACCCGGGAAGAGCAUUACUCCGAUGAAUCCUCGGCCAGCUUCGAUUUCACGAUUGAAGCUGAGAAGAUGGUCUCUGCGCUUUGUAACACAUCGUCGAAUGACAACGGCAAAGAGGGGAUGAAGAAAGAGAAAUCUAAUUCAACGCCGUUGUUCAGCGGUGCUGGUGACACUGUCUUGAAUAAAAACACAUGGUUCACCGAGUUUUGCGCGAAUUAUGGUACUGGUACCUCGAUAGCUGUUCAAACGGACGGGCCAUAUGUAGACAGGGCACAGUACCCGGAACUGUUGCGAAAAGUCGUUUACUGGGGAUGCACAGAGGCCGAGAUCGUUUUAGACAACAGCUCGAAAACAAAUUCAAAAUCCAAUUGGCUGAAAAACCUUUCCUCUGCGACUAAAACAGCGGUGACCAAGUCCUCGACCUGUUUCCCUAUAUUCGCCGGGGAUCGUACCUUCAUCGGCGACUUGAUAAACGCUCUGUUACGUAUCAGCAACGGCUGGCUGAUUCUUGAUAAUUAUUUAAACAAACAACAUUAUCCGAACUUAGACGACAAAUUCGACUGUGAGUUGAUCAGGUGCUUCCGGCUGUGGGAGGAAAGCACGCAUGAACUACUGAACCAAAUCGUUCAGACUUUCUUGAAGCUCGAGGAGAACACCAGCGACGCUUCCAACUUCGAGCAGAGACCAGAAUCAUUCGGAACCUCUUUUCCAGGUGAUGUUUCAGUAUACGUGAAUUGCGACUUGUUCGAUCCGUCGUCGACUUUGAAUAAAAAGAACGGACAGUGCCCCACUUGUAGCGUCGCGCAAUCAUCAGUCGGGAGCCUGCGGCACUUUGGUUUGUACAACGUCAGUCAGGAGAAACAGCCGUCCCAGAAAGAAUCGAAGUUGCGAAGUAAGUGGACUGUUAGCGAGAAUCUAACGACAAUAGAUAGCACGAAAUCCGUGCCUGAUAUGUUCAUAGGGCACGCAGAUUCCGAAGGGCAAGGGAACAGUAGAUUUCGUUCAAAAGUGAGUUCCUCUUCCGCCAAAACCGACACGUCCACGCAAUCGCUGAACGCUGAAUUUUUUCACUUGAGGAGCAAAGUUCUCACGGGAAAUAGCCAAGACCCUUCCAGGAGAUGGUCGUUUAAGGAUAAGAAGCAAGAAUUCCCUAAAGGGAGCAAAGUUUCGUCUCACGGAAACGUCGACUCUAUGUUUAAAGUGCAACGCCAGAUGGAUGAAAAUUACGAAAGGAAUUACGCUCAGAAGUGUUUGUCGAGGGUAGAAUCGUCCUUGCUGAAUCCUUCGAUUAGCCUGAAAUCCGCGUACUUUCCUUCCAGCAACGAGCACGACAGUUUUUAUCCCAGCUACGCCAUUUGUCCCUCGUACACGGUCGAUUACGACAACAAAGGUUUGAAGAGCUUCGGGCAAAAUUAUGGGAAGAAAACGAAGAUGGAUCUAGUUUACGUCGGCAAAUCGUCGACUAGUCAACUAGACUUGGCGGCCGUGCCAAAAGACAAAAUGACGCUGCUUAGUCAGAUCGAGCCGAGCAUUCCGGAAAAGUCGUCCGAAGGGAUGACGGCCAAUUUGUCGGCCUGGUUUGCCAGUAUGAGAAACUCUGACAACCGGCAGAUGCCGUUUAUGAAUUUAACAGAGGCCAAUACAGUACCGUCGUCGCGGCCAGAAAUGUCGAAGAACACGAUGGAUCUUAGCAAUUGUAUCAGGCAGCUGCAGAUUGACGCGAAUCGUCAAUUCCAAACGUUACAAAAUAUGCAGACUAUUCAGACCACGCCUUGGAACACUUAUAAUCUGAUCAAUAAUCGCGUUCAAAUGCAACAAGUUCCCGAAGAAUACGACAGUUCCGAGGACAUUCGAGUGUAUAUGAAACCAGGAAGUUACAACGUUCCGAAGAAAAGGCAUCAAAGGAGAUCCAAUCGUCGUUUGGACAACUCGAUGUCCCGAAACCUGGUAAAUGUCUCUUCCACCAACCAUCGCAAUCAUUAUGCUAAUAAAGAAAAAAUAUUUUGCGCUCUCGCAUCGUCAACGCCAGUGCCACGGCCCACUGCUACGUCCAUUUCAACCAGUAUUAAUACUUCCACAAAUACAUCGAUGAAAUUGCCACUUUCAACGACUCUGCUCGUUUCACCGCCCACCUUCUCCCUUGAAAAUUCGCCUAGGAUUUUGAAACGACCCCAUGCAUCUAAUUACACGAUGUCUGAGGACAUUACUUGGAAAGCGGCUUGUGCUUCGGCUGAAAUGUUGCUAGAGGCACUAAACGUAAAGAAGAACAGCUGUUCGACGAAAAAUGAAGUUGACCGCGUUCGUACAGUCGAGAAGCGUGAAAACAUUCAGAAGAACGAUACCGACGACACAGCUCAGUCUCAGAUAGCGCAGAAACAAGAGAAAUUUGAGGAAGAAUUCGUGAAAGCUUUGAAAGACGAUAACGAUGGAUGUGGCGGUGUUUCGAGUUACGAGGCGUCCGAAGAUGACUCAGAAUCUACUUGUCAUUUUUCUUCCAACAUAAAUGUCAACGAAGUUUCCCAGUCGUCUGAGAAUAAAAAUGGUUCUAGUAAAGUGAACAUAAAAACGGACACGUGGUUAAUCAAAACUUUGAACAACGCUAAUAUGGCAAAUAAGCAGAAGCAACGAAAAAGCAAUACCAAUCCAAAUAGUUCAAAAUCGUCAAACAGUUCGGUAACGGAAAACGAGGAAACGACUCCGGUUGUUUCGUCAGUGAGCAACAACAGUGGCGUAACAACAGUCGCGACGACUACCACGGUAAAGAACCUUCAAGAAACUGUUUACUCGAAAAAAAGUUCGUGUAUUUCUUUGAACAAUGAAACAACGUCAGAGGAAAUGGAACGUGUCGUAGGGAAGGCCACCUAUUCAGAAACCGUACGACGCUGCGCAUCUUUAAGCACAUCUUUCUCGGAGAAAAAGGAGUUCUGUAAGAAGAGCAAAUUGAAUAUAGCCAAUGUUUCGACGAUUUGCAGCACUGUUAUACCGAUUCCUGGACGCAAAUGCCAGAGGAAGGACUUCGAAAAGUCGUAUUAUCUCUUGCAUAAUAGAUCCCGCAAGUGUUCUGGAAAAAGAUCUACGAAAAGUUGCGAAAUCAGCGAUUCUCAAGCGGAAGGAACGUCAAAAUCUGCAAUAAAACACACGAAGGAGAAAGAAAACGCUGAAUAUAUUGAAUUCUUCGACGGAAAAUUUGAUGGAAAGUGCAACGACAGAGGUUGGUCCGUAUGGUACAGUUCGAAAAGGAAACAAAGUCUCAGUCCACUUGCGUUUAGUAAAUUGGAAAUGAUACAUCAAACAGUCUGGCAAAUGGAGGAAGCAGAGGUUUUCAAAUGUCCAUCUUCAGAAAAUAGUGCUAGUACUCGAUCUUCUACUUACACGAUUGAAGAUUAUUGUAAAGUCAUUAAAAGUCCAAUGUUCCUGGAAACCGUUGAAUAUAAACUAAAAAACCGAGUUUAUCAUAAAGUAGAACACGUGGUUAGAGACUUCCGUCGUAUUGUUCAUAAUUCAAAAUUAUAUCAUAAGGGUGAUCAUGAUCGAGUGAAAACGAUUGAAACGCUAUCGAAGAAACUCGAAAAACUAUUCAAAGAACAUUUUGCGAGUUGGGACUUCGAUAAUAUUAGUGGUAGUCCAAGGGAAAAUUCGCCGGUGCUGCAUCGAUUUAAAAUGGCUGGACAGAAGCCGAUAACAGGACGUUAUAGCAACACAAAGAAAAGUUCAUCCUCUUCGAUCGUUGAAAAUAUAUGA
Habropoda laboriosa is the source of this 4880-nucleotide messenger RNA. RefSeq lists its product as uncharacterized. Gene Ontology annotation, molecular function: protein binding. The transcript is spliced from 5 exons. Bases 99 to 4880 code for a protein of 1593 amino acids. The record is from RefSeq and is a predicted model, not a curated record. NCBI's taxonomy places the organism in Eukaryota, Metazoa, Arthropoda, Insecta, Hymenoptera, Apidae.